CUUUGAUCUCAAAGCUCAAAACUUUAUAAACCCUAAACCCACUAGUCCAAAACCCACCUCAAUUCUCUACCAAAGCUAAUGGCUUUAGCAAUUUCCCAUGCUCUUCUCUGCCCCAAACUGCAGUUUCCCCAAAGAAACUUCCGCCCUAAAGCUCCACCCCUGAGUUUCUCACCUCCCAAUUUCAGAGCAAUUCCGCAGAAUAGAAGGAUAGUGUUGGCCGCUGCGUCUGCAGCUGGAAGUUCUAAUUCGGACAGUGGUUUAAAUCCGUAUGAGAUUCUCGGUGUGAACCCGAUUGAGGGGUUUGACAAGGUCAAGGAAACAUAUAAGAGAAAACACAAGGAGGCCAUGAGCAACGGUGACGAAGAAUCUGCUGCUACAGUUUGAGCCCUCUAAUUUGAUUGGUGAAGUGGAUUAUGCAAAGAGAAAUACAUACAAGAAGAUUAUCAACGCUAAAAUCAAGGUGCGAUUUAUUUCUGGACAUGCUUUCGUUGCUGGUAAAAAUCCCGAAGUUGUAUCUGGACAAGCUCCUAUUGCUUCACACUAGGUAGUUGGUGGUGACUUCUAUGUUGAUUCUUGUG
Fragaria vesca subsp. vesca is the source of this 578-nucleotide messenger RNA. RefSeq lists its product as uncharacterized. The transcript has 4 exons. NCBI's taxonomy places the organism in Eukaryota, Viridiplantae, Streptophyta, Magnoliopsida, Rosales, Rosaceae. The record is from RefSeq and is a predicted model, not a curated record. Bases 79 to 384 code for a protein of 101 amino acids.